Capsella rubella is the source of this 1031-nucleotide messenger RNA. Its product is annotated as E3 ubiquitin-protein ligase RNF4. The record is from RefSeq and is a predicted model, not a curated record. Bases 216 to 767 code for a protein of 183 amino acids. The transcript has 6 exons. Lineage: Eukaryota; Viridiplantae; Streptophyta; Magnoliopsida; Brassicales; Brassicaceae.
GACAAGUAAGGACUAAUCAUGGGAUUCAGAUACUAGUGGACUCAACCAACACCAAAGAAGUGUAACGGAGUCAAAAUCUCAUAUCCAAAAGCAGUGAGUGAUCCAGCUACUGUUAAAAACCCCUUUGUAUAACAAUCCUUUGAACCCUUUCGUUUUUCUCAUUCCACUCUCCAAUUCUGCUUCAUCCUCGACAGCUUCCUCAUUUCAAAGUUGAAAUGACUUCUCGGGUGGUGAGGACAAAUAUGAGACUUCGAAGAAGGGAUGGUGGGAAUGGGACUCAAAGUGAACACCAGGGAGAUCAACAAGGGACUGAACAAGCUCCAACUGUGAUGCCGCAGAUUGUGUCUUGGCCUCCUAUGAUCGAUAUAGAUGCCAUUGAAGAUGAUGAUGAUGUUGUUGAAUCAACUGCAUCUGCUUUUGCUCAGGCUAAAAACAAAUCAAGAGGUGCGCGCAGAGGACUCGUAGUAGUUGAUGUAGACUCAGGUGGGACUACUAGAUCCACAAGGCGUCGCUCUGAUCAAAGUGCUGACUCGGUUGAGCUUAACAAGCCGAGAAAGUCCAAGGCCGUGGCUCCUGUAGAGGAACCAAAAUUUAACUGUCCAAUCUGUUUGUGUCCAUUUACGGAGGAGGUGUCAACGAAGUGUGGUCAUAUUUUCUGCAAAGAGUGCAUAAAGAAUGCGAUAUCUGUCCAAGCUAAAUGCCCGACAUGUCGUAAAAAAGUCAGUGCUAAGGACCUUAUCCGGGUAUUCCUUCCAACCACCAGAUGAGUGAUACAGAAACAUCACUAAUAGCCAAGGUUAAUGGUCUAUGGAUUUUAUCCCCCAACAAUGAAGAAAUGUUCAUCAGUUGUAGUUUGUUAUGUCUAUAUCGUUCUGUUUUGUGAGAGAGAUAUUUAGGAAUCAUGGAAGACCUAUUUUUCUAAUGAAUAUCAUUCUUCGGUGAUCUUCAUUAUUUGAGUAGGAACUUAUUGCUUAGUGAUUGUUAAGUUAUUUUAGUGAAGAUAAUGUUGAAUAUUAAGAAAGCAUUCUACA